AUGGUGGCGUUCUUCGCCAUGUACGCAAUUUCCCAGGGAUUUACGACAGGCACUGCAGAAAGCACCAAGACUUUUGGCUCCGUGCUUUCUCCCGUGGCACUUUGUCUGGGUAUUGCCGUGCUUGCAAAUGCUGAAGAAACUGGUGAGGGUGUGCAGUUUUCGACGAUGGAUACUCUCAGCGACAACUAUCGACUCAGCACAGCUCUGAUGAUGUUUGCUUUCGACACGAUUCUGUACACAAUUCUCGGUCUUUACUUCGAGAAGGUUAUGCCGAAGGAGUACGGCACUUCGCUCAAAUGGUAUUUCCCCGUGUCGCCGUCUUACUGGCGAAGCCGUAAGCAAAAGCAAGUAACUGUUGACGACGCGGCGGGCGGUGCUGUUGGCGACAUCGCCGUAGACAUGAACCCUAACUUCGAACCGGUCAGCACUGAGCUUCAACAACAAGCCCUUCAUGGCGAAGCCCUUACGGUUAAGCGACUGCGCAAGGUCUUCCAGGUCCCCGGUGGCGAGAAGAUAGCCGUCAAGGGACUUGAUGUCACCAUUGGUAAUGCUACCUACCGUGGCUUGUCGAUCAACGAGGACAUGGACGAAAUGCGCCGGUCGCUUGGUAUCUGUUUCCAGCACGACGUUCUGUUCCCGGAGCUGACGGUCCAGGAGCACCUCCAGUUCUUCGGACAGAUCAAGGGAUACGCGAAUGAAGAGCUGCAGGCUGUGGUUGAUAGACAGAUCCGUGAGGUUGGUUUGACCGAGAAGCGCAACUCGAAACCCAACGAUCUGUCGGGUGGUAUGAAGCGUAAGCUGUCGGUGGCUGUUUCACUGCUGGGUGACAGCUCGCUGGUGUUCCUUGACGAACCAACUUCCGGUAUGGACCCCUACAGUCGUCGCAGCACGUGGGAGAUUCUGUUGAACAACCGCAACGACCGAGUGAUGGUAUUGACGACACAUUUCAUGGACGAAGCCGACAUCUUGGGUGAUCGGAUUGCUAUCAUGGCUGAAGGUGAGAUGCGCUGCUGUGGGUCGUCGCUGUUCCUGAAGAACCGCUUCGGUGCGGGUUACAACUUGACUCUGGUGAAGGAUGAUGCCAAGUGCGACGAUGAUGCUGUGGCGGCUUUUGUGCAGUCUUUCGUGCCGGCCGCUGUGUUGCUGAGCAACGUCGGCAGCGAGAUCGCGUUUCAGCUGCCUCUUCACAGUUCGUCCGAGUUUGCGACUAUGUUUGCUGAGAUGGAUCGUCAGUUGCAGACACUGGGUCUGUUGUCCUAUGGUGUGUCCGUGACUACGCUGGAAGAGGUGUUCAUCAAGGUGGCAGAGCUGUCGGACGAGCACAACCAGCAUACGCUUGGCAAGCACGUUACACGAGCUAAUUCCGCGGGUUCGGAUGGGUUUUAUCAGCCGUGCGACGAGAUCAUCACGACUGAGUCCAUUUUCCGGAGACACCUGCGUGCACUGCUGCUAAAGCGUUUCCGCUAUGCCAAGCGCGACAAGAAGACAAUUAUCUACGUCGCUGCGCUGCCGGUUCUACUCAUUGCCGCCGGUCUUGGAAUCUUGAAGAGCAGUAUGGCUAUCAACGACGAUCCUUUGAAGGCUUUAACAACCGAUGAAUACUCCGGUAGUGCGACCCCGACGCCGUACUUUUGCCAGGUUGGAGCUGGGGCUGGAGACUGGUGCAGUGAUGUGAUGGCAUCGUCCUACUACUCCGGAGCCGACGCACAGGCACUCUCCAUCCCGGAACCAGCUUUUGACUCCAACUCGCCCACUGUGUUCGGGGUCACUUAUACGGAUCCUGCUCUGAACGCGAGCGGGUACACUGGUUACAGUGUUGCGAUGGGCCAAGAGGCAUUCGAACGUGGAUACGGCAAGGGUGCUGAUCUCGUGGAGGGCCAGUACGGCGGCUACUUGGUGUACGGCGACAGCAGCCAGAACUUGUUUGGCUACAACGUCUUCACGAACACUACGGGAUCCCAUUCGUCAGCAAUUUUCAAGGCGUUGAUGGACCAGGCGGUGUAUCGCUUCUUCGCAUCGAACAACUCCACUGAUUCUGCUUCAAAUCUGAACUUGAAGGUGAACAACCACCCGUUGCCGUACACCGACGCUGCGGAGUCGGUGUUUAGUUCCAACACAUCGUUUGUUGCGGCUCUCUUCGUCUGUAUCGCGUUCACGUUCCUGCCGGCAUCCAUUGUUGUAUUCUUGGUCAAGGAGAAACAGGCCGAGCACAACUCCAAGCACCAGCAACUGGUCUCUGGCGUCUCGCUGCCCGCGUUCUGGCUGUCCAACUACAUUUGGGAUCUGAUCAUGUAUGUCUUCCCGUGUGUGUCGUCGCUGAUUCUGAUCAACGUGUUCGAGAUCUCGGCGCUAACCGGCCAGGACUGUGAUAGCUGCUCGUCCGAGACUUUCCCGGCAGUGAUUCUCCUGUUCGUGCUCUUCGGACUCGCCAUCUGCCCGUUCACGUACUGCCUGUCGUUCCUGUUCAAGGAGCACGCGUCCGCGCAGACGUUCACGAUCGUUCUCAACUUUAUGAUCGGUGUGGUGUUAAUGAUCACGUCCUUCAUCCUGGACCUGUUUGACUCGACUUCCGACGUCAAUUCGGUGCUCAAGUUCUUCUAUCGCUUCUCGCCGCUGUUCAACCUCGGAAACGGACUUCUCAGUAUGGUUACCAAUGAUGUUGACAGCGUCCAGUACAGCGAAGACGGCACAACGAGUCCAUUCAGCACGGAUGUUAUGGGCUGGGAGCUACUCUAUCUCGCUCAAGUGGUGGUGAUGGAGCGUCAGAACGACUUCGCUCGCUUCAAGGUGCGCAGUUCCAACAACGAGGUGAAGCUGUCGAAGAUGUUCGCGCUGGUGGAAGACGUCAAGGCCAAGAUGCACAUCCGCGAGUACAGCGUUUCGCAGACGACGCUGGAGCAGAUCUUCAACUCGUUCGCAAGUCAACAGGAGGAGGAACAGGGAGCCAUUCGUGGCGUCUACCAAGGUGCUUAA
Messenger RNA from Phytophthora nicotianae INRA-310, 2973 nucleotides. RefSeq lists its product as hypothetical. Gene Ontology annotation, biological process: transmembrane transport; lipid transport. Bases 1 to 2973 code for a protein of 990 amino acids. The record is from RefSeq and is a predicted model, not a curated record. NCBI's taxonomy places the organism in Eukaryota, Oomycota, Peronosporomycetes, Peronosporales, Peronosporaceae. Gene Ontology annotation, molecular function: ABC-type transporter activity; lipid carrier activity; ATP binding. The transcript is spliced from 4 exons. Gene Ontology annotation, cellular component: intracellular membrane-bounded organelle; membrane.